AUGUCUUUUUUAAACAAAUUAGCAUCCGAAAUUCAUACACCAAGCCAUAUUAGCACGACACCAAUGGAGAAAUUUGGUUUUGCUAGUAAAUUACCAUCAUUUGGUAAAAUAACUCAUUCACAAGCGACACCACCACCACUAGACACUUCAGAUAUUGAUAAAAGGCCUCGUACUUUAGUAGUUUUCAAUUGUCCAAAUAAUACAUACGCUCUAGCAAAUGUCGUAGCUGUUAAUCCAAAUGAUUUCCCAGAUAAUAUUUACAUAAGUAUUGAUAAUUUAUUUGUUUAUACCACCAAAUGUUCAAAUGAAAUUCAGCCUGGAACAAUUGGGUUGAAUGGUAACCAACGUACCUGGGGUGGAUGGUCUUUAAAUCAAGCAAUCGAGGGUAAAGCAUUUGAUUUAUUCCAAUAUUCACAUGGCAAACCUUCUUAUUUAGGUGUUUUAGAUAUUGAAAUUUCAUUUAGGUCCAGAGGCAAAGCAGUGCCAACACCAUUUGAUCAAGAUGAAUUGGCCAAGCAUUUUGCCAAUUGUUUUGAAUCGCAGAUUUUCUCUCCAACUCAGUAUUUAAUAAUGGAAUAUAAGGGACAUAUAUUUGAUUUAAAAAUUAGAAGUUUGCAAAAUGUCGAUUUAGGAGAUGUUGCUAUUUCAUCACCUGUAUCUACUGGGAUUGAAGCCAAGGGCAUACUAAUUAAACAAACACAAAUUAAUUUUUACAAGGGCAGGGAUGGCCUGGUUAAUUUAAAAUCGUCCGGUAAUAGCUUACGCCCAAGGUCUGAUGCAGUUAUCAGACCUGAUUUCAAGUUUGAAGAUUUGGGUGUUGGUGGGUUAGAUAAAGAAUUUACUCAAAUUUUUAGAAGAGCAUUUGCAAGUAGAAUCUUUCCGCCAGAGGUUAUCAAUAAGUUAGGGAUUACUCAUGUUAAAGGUUUACUUUUGUAUGGUCCACCAGGUACCGGUAAAACGUUAAUUGCAAGAAAAAUUGGUAAAAUGUUGAACGCAAAAGAACCUAAGAUCGUCAAUGGUCCUGAAAUCUUAAGUAAAUAUGUUGGUUCCUCAGAAGAAAAUAUCCGUAAUUUGUUCAAGGAUGCUGAACAAGAAUACAAGGCCAAGGGCGAUGAGUCUUCUUUGCAUAUUAUCAUUUUUGAUGAAUUGGAUUCUAUUUUCAAGCAAAGAGGUUCUAGAGGAGAUGGGACCGGUGUUGGUGACAAUGUAGUGAAUCAAUUGUUAGCUAAAAUGGAUGGUGUUGAUCAAUUGAACAAUAUUUUGGUCAUUGGUAUGACUAACCGUAAGGAUUUGAUUGAUAGUGCUUUGCUAAGACCUGGUAGAUUUGAAGUCCAGGUGGAAAUAAAAUUGCCUGACGAGCAAGGUAGAUAUCAAAUUUUUGAAAUUCAAACUAAAAAAAUGAGAGAAAACAAUAUGAUGGACAAAGAUGUUGAUUUACAUGAACUAGCUGCGUUAACAAAGAACUUUUCAGGUGCUGAAAUUGAAGGUUUAGUUAAAAGUGCUAGUUCUUUUGCCAUUAAUAAGACCAUCAAUAUCGGUAAGGGGAAUACAAAAUUGAAUCCUAAAGAUAUCGCAAAUUUGAAAGUGAAUAGAAAAGACUUUAUGAAUGCACUAAGUGAAGUCACUCCAGCGUUUGGUGUAAGCGAAGAAGAUUUGAAGACUUGUAUGGAAGGUGGUAUAAUUAGAUAUUCUCCCAAAGUUGAAGAGCUUUUGAAAAAUGGUGCUAGGUAUGUUCGUCAAGUACAGAAUAGUGAUAAAUCAAGAUUAAUCUCCUUGCUAUUCCAUGGUCCAGCAGGAUCAGGUAAAACUGCUUUAUCUGCAGCAAUUGCAUUAAAUUCACAGUUCCCAUUUAUCAGAAUGAUUUCUGCAGAUGAAAUUACAGGUAUGAGUGAAGCUGCCAAGAUCACUUUUAUUGAUAAUUCUUUUAGAGAUGCGUAUAAAUCACCACUAAAUAUAUUAGUGAUUGACUCAAUAGAAACGUUAGUUGACUGGGUUCCCAUUGGACCCAGAUUUUCCAACAACAUUUUACAGGUAUUGAAAGUUUAUUUGAAAAGAAAGCCGCCCAAGGACCGUCGUUUGCUAAUUAUCUCCACAACAUCUACCUACUCUGUUCUAAAACAAAUGGAUAUUUUAAGCUGUUUUGAUAAUGAGAUUGCUGUGCCAAACAUUACUAAUAUGGAAGAGUUGAAUAAUAUUAUGCAACAGACUGAGUUUUUAGAUGAGGAAAACAGGGUUAAAGUGAUUAACCAAUUGGCCAACAUUGUUCCCCAACUAAACAUUGGUAUUAAGAAAGUUUUGACCAAUAUAGAAACAGCUAAGCACGAUGAGGAUCCAGUUAACGAAUUAGUAGAUUUGAUGACUAAUUUUAGUACUUGA
Saccharomycodes ludwigii is the source of this 2376-nucleotide messenger RNA. It is a transcript of the gene SEC18, whose product is annotated as AAA family ATPase SEC18. Gene Ontology annotation, cellular component: Golgi stack. The record is from RefSeq and is a predicted model, not a curated record. Lineage: Eukaryota; Fungi; Ascomycota; Saccharomycetes; Saccharomycodales; Saccharomycodaceae. The transcript has a single exon. Gene Ontology annotation, molecular function: ATP binding; ATP hydrolysis activity. Gene Ontology annotation, biological process: Golgi to plasma membrane protein transport; intra-Golgi vesicle-mediated transport; SNARE complex disassembly. The coding region runs from base 1 to 2376 and encodes 791 amino acids.